UUUGCAUUGAAAAAAAUAUUCAAUCGGCUCGUAAUAAUAUUUGUGCAGUGUCUGUGUAUGUGCGCUCGCAAAGCGGCAAUAAAAUGUGCAAGUGUGCGACGAGAUAAAAGCCAAAUGUGAAUUGGAUAUCCGCAAGAAGCUAGACAAUAUGGAAACGCAGGAGCAGAAACUAUAAGACUUACACCAAAAUAAGUCACAUAAUAAAAGCAAUAAACGCUUGCAAAAUUUAAUACAUGCUACGGCGGUGCUAGUGCUGCUAAUUUAGGCAGAGGAGAGGGAGAGAGGUUUCAUCUCAGGGUGCCAGCAGCAGCAGCGGUAGCGGCGCGCUGCCAACAGGAAGAGGAAGCAUAAUCCACUCGUUCAUCCAGGCCACAAACAAAAUAUAAAAAGAAGAGCAAAAAGCACACAACAAAAACUAGAAAAUAAAUUAACUAUAAAUCUAGCUACAACUGUUAUAUGUUGUUGUACGUUCUUGGGAAACUAUUAAACGAGAAAUAGCAACAACACAAUGUAUCCCGCACCGGUGCGUCAUCCUGCCGCCGGGGGACCACCACCUCAGGGCCAAAUCAAAUUUACCAUUGCCGAUACGUUGGAACGCAUCAAGGAGGAGUUCAAUUUCCUGCAAGCCCAAUAUCACAGCAUCAAAUUGGAGUGCGAGAAACUGGCAAACGAAAAAACCGAAAUGCAGCGCCAUUAUGUUAUGUACUAUGAGAUGUCUUAUGGCCUUAAUGUGGAAAUGCACAAGCAAACGGAAAUCGCAAAGCGUCUAAAUACACUGAUUAAUCAGCUACUUCCAUUCCUACAAGCCGAUCAUCAGCAACAAGUGCUACAGGCGGUGGAGCGUGCGAAGCAGGUCACCAUGCAAGAGCUGAAUCUGAUCAUUGGGCAUCAGCAACAACAUGGGAUACAACAACUUUUACAACAAAUACACGCACAGCAGGUGCCGGGUGGGCCGCCACAGCCGAUGGGCGCUUUGAACCCAUUUGGAGCACUGGGCGCCACAAUGGGCCUGCCACAUGGGCCACAGGGUUUGCUGAAAGCGCCGCCGGAUCAUCAUAGGCCAGAUAUCAAGCCAACCGGCUUGGAGGGACCAGCAGGUGCCGAGGAGCGCUUGCGCAAUUCAGUUUCACCAGCGGAUCGUGAAAAGUAUCGCACACGCUCGCCACUGGACAUUGAGAACGAUUCGAAGCGUCGAAAAGAUGAGAAACUGCAAGACGAUGAAGGCGAGAAAAGCGAUCAAGAUUUAGUCGUAGAUGUUGCAAAUGAAAUGGAAUCGCACUCACCACGUCCCAAUGGCGAGCAUGUAUCAAUGGAAGUACAAGUACGCGACCGCGAAAGCCUGAACGGCGAGCGUCUCGACAAGCCUGGCAGCAGCGGCAUCAAACAGGAGCGUCCACCCUCACGCUCCGGCUCCAGUUCGUCGCGCUCCACACCCAGCCUCAAAACAAAAGAUAUGGACAAGCCGGGCACACCGGGUGCAAAGGCACGCACGCCGACACCAAACGCAGCAGCACCAUCUCAGGGCGCAAAUCCUAAGCAAAUGAUGCAACACGGUGGUCCGCCGCCAGCUGGUUAUCCAGCGUCGCCAUAUCAGCGACCGGCAGAUCCCUAUCAGCGUCCACCAUCGGAUCCCGCCUAUGGACGACCACCGCCAAUGCCGUACGAUCCCCAUGCGCAUGUACGAACAAAUGGCAUUCCACAUCCAUCGGCACUGACGGGUGGAAAGCCUGCUUACUCUUUCCAUAUGAACGGUGAGGGCAGUUUGCAGCCGGUGCCCUUUCCGGCGGAUGCCCUAGUAGGCGUGGGCAUACCUAGGCAUGCGAGGCAAAUAAAUACAUUAUCGCAUGGUGAGGUCGUCUGUGCGGUGACUAUUUCAAAUCCUACAAAAUACGUGUACACGGGCGGCAAAGGCUGCGUCAAAGUAUGGGACAUUUCACAGCCGGGCAAUAAGAAUCCUGUGAGUCAGCUGGAUUGCCUGCAGCGUGAUAAUUAUAUUCGCUCAGUGAAACUGCUGCCCGACGGACGCACACUAAUUGUCGGUGGUGAGGCGUCAAAUCUAUCAAUAUGGGACUUGGCCAGCCCUACGCCACGCAUUAAGGCCGAAUUAACCUCAGCGGCGCCCGCCUGUUACGCUCUCGCCAUCAGUCCUGAUUCGAAGGUGUGCUUCUCGUGCUGCAGCGAUGGCAACAUUGCCGUUUGGGAUCUGCACAACGAGAUAUUGGUGCGUCAGUUCCAGGGCCAUACCGACGGUGCCUCGUGCAUUGACAUCAGUCCGGAUGGCUCACGACUUUGGACCGGUGGUCUGGACAAUACGGUGCGCUCGUGGGAUCUACGCGAAGGUCGCCAACUGCAGCAGCACGACUUUAGUUCUCAAAUAUUCUCGCUUGGCUACUGUCCAACAGGUGACUGGCUGGCCGUGGGCAUGGAGAAUUCACAUGUGGAAGUAUUGCAUGCAUCGAAACCGGACAAGUAUCAACUGCAUUUGCACGAGAGCUGCGUCCUGUCGCUGCGAUUUGCCACAUGCGGCAAAUGGUUUGUUUCCACCGGCAAAGACAACCUGCUUAACGCAUGGCGAACACCAUACGGUGCCAGUAUAUUCCAGUCAAAGGAAACAUCAUCCGUACUUAGCUGCGACAUAUCAACUGACGACAAAUAUAUUGUGACGGGCUCAGGUGAUAAGAAGGCAACUGUCUACGAAGUUAUUUAUUAGAAAAACAAAUUAAAAGAACACCCAAGCAGAGGAAACCAACACACCUUUCAUUUUGUAAUAAGUGCAUAUAGGUUUUUAUUACAAUACACACACACAUAAACACAAAAACUAAAAAAAAUAUUAAAAAUCAACACUUAAUGUUUGAGAGAACA
Messenger RNA from Drosophila busckii, 2862 nucleotides. It is a transcript of the gene gro, whose product is annotated as protein groucho. Bases 509 to 2710 code for a protein of 733 amino acids. NCBI's taxonomy places the organism in Eukaryota, Metazoa, Arthropoda, Insecta, Diptera, Drosophilidae. Gene Ontology annotation, cellular component: transcription regulator complex; nucleus. The record is from RefSeq and is a predicted model, not a curated record. Gene Ontology annotation, molecular function: protein binding; transcription corepressor activity. Gene Ontology annotation, biological process: negative regulation of canonical Wnt signaling pathway; regulation of DNA-templated transcription. The transcript is spliced from 14 exons.